ACUCUAUUGCUAUUGUAAUAACCGUAACGAUAAGUUAAGAAUCGCUUUGACUUGAUCAAAUUGUAGAUAAGAUGGGCGGAGGAGGCGGAGCGGCGACGGCGCAGGCAGAGGCGCAGUACUCGACGGCGAAGACGUCGGUGUGGUGGGACAUAGAGAACUGUCACGUGCCGAAAGGAUGCGAUCCCCACGCCAUCGCGCAGAACAUAAGCUCCGCCCUCGUUCGCACGAACUACUGCGGCCCCGUUUCCAUCUCCGCCUACGGCGACACCACUCGCAUCACUGCCGUCGUCCAGCAUGCCCUCUCCAGCACCGGCAUCUCCCUCAACCAUGUCCCCGCCGGCGUUAAAGAUGCAAGUGACAAGAAGAUUCUGGUUGACAUGCUGUUCUGGGCAGUGGACAAUCCUGCACCUGCUAAUUACUUAUUAAUUUCUGGUGAUCGAGAUUUUUCCAAUGCCCUUCAUCAGUUGCGGCUCAGGAAGUAUAAUAUCCUUCUUGCACAACCUCAGAAAGCUUCUGCACCAUUAGUGGCAGCUGCUAAGAGUGUGUGGCUUUGGACUAGUCUCUUGGCUGGAGGACCCCCUCUUAUGAAUGGUGAAUCACAACAACUUGGUAAUAAUAACAUCCAAUCAUCUUCAGACACCUUACCUAUUCCUGUCUCUAAUGCUGUUCAGAUACCACAGCACAUGGGUUCCUUUUCAGAAGUUCAUGCAGGAAAUCAGAAAUUUCCAAACACAGGAAGGCAACUUGAUUCUAGACAUCAUGGGAAAACGAAUGGGAGAAAUCCAAGUAAAACAAAUGGACCCAAGGCCCUGAAUCCAGCUCCAGAAAAUUAUAGCAAUAUAAAUUCUUCUCAAACUGGCAACUAUACCCAUAAUGUUCCCCCAAGUGGAUCUACCCCAAAUUUUAUUUGUGGCAAUCCUGAUCAAAUGCGGGGCAAGAAUGGUAAUCUACAUUCACAGCCAUUAAGAUCAAACUCUUUUCCUUUGCAACCUCCUUUUAUACCAAAUAAUUCAUUUUCUCCAAAUCCCCAAACUUUUGCAACUUCAGUAGUGCCACCUAGAACUGGUGGACCCAGCUUCUCUGCAGCACCACUACUUAAUGUACCAAAUAUUAGCAAUCGGAAAAUUUCUGGAUAUCCUAGUAAUGCUCAUGAUCCACGCCCUGUUAAACAAUGGAAUGGAGACUUGAAACAAAGUUCUAACAAUAAUGCUCCAAGUCCUGUAAAGUCAAUUGGCGAACAAACUGGACAUAUGGUACAGAACACACAACAAUUGUAUAAUGGCCAUCCACAUGGUCCAGAAUACCAACCUACAUCAUUGACAACUAUGGGUAAUAAUAACCUUCCUGGCAAUGGUAUAUGGGGAUCUCCAGGAUGCCCUAAACCUUCUGAAUAUGUCCAAGGUCUUAUAGGGGUUGUUUUACUUGCCUUGAACACAUUAAAAAUUGAAAAAAUUAUGCCAACUGAGGCAAAUAUAACAGAUUGCAUUCGAUGUGGAGAUCCCAAGCACCGCAACACAGACGUCAAGAAGGCUCUGGAGAAUGCUAUUGAGCAGCAGAUGGUGGUGAAGCAGAAUGUAGGUGCUUUGCAGUUGUUUAUUGGUAAGAAUGAUAAGGUUUGGAAGUGUGUAAGCCCUGUAGGUGGUAAUCCUAAGAAGCACUCAAAAGAGACAUGGAAUGAAAUUAAAAAAUUCCUAUCAACUCCUUCUGGAAGAUUAGUCAUAAUGGGUACUCAGUGCAAGUAUGAAGCAGGUAUUGUGAUUAGAAAUAUGUGCUUGAAAAAUCAUGCUUUGGGUGAUGUCCUACAGAUUUUGAACAUGUUGAUUACCAUUAAAAAAUGGAUUGUGCAUCAACAAUCUGGCUGGCAACCACUUAACAUCACUCUUACUGAGGUCAAUUCUGAUUCAGAGGACAUAGCAUGCCCAUAGCUUCAAAAGGCAUGCAGUGAAAAUGAAAGAGUUACUGAAUAUAUUAAAAGGCAGUUGGACCAGGAAACUAGGAAUGAUCUAAAUAAAUCUCUUUUUCUAAUGCGAAUCAAAGGUAGGUAGUAAAUAAUGAACUGUAGUAUGAUCAGUACCUUGAAUGCUACAUCUUACUAGCGUGGUUAUUGGUAGGGUUCUUCAGUUCUGCCCAAGGGAGAAAUGAAAUUAGCUUUUGGACAAAAUAUGAAACUUGAAACAUGAAAAACUCUAAAGUCUCUUCCGGUUGCCGAGGUUACAAAUUCUCAACCACUAUGGUCUGUUAUACAUCAUACUAUCAUAGUGGAUCUAUCUUGGAAACAAUAUGCCCUUCUGCUUAUUUUGUUACUCACAUUUUGCUUGGAGAUUGACUUAUUGAACUAAACUCCUUGGAUCCUUUGACUUAAGCCUCCUAAUAGCAUCCAGGAUAUUGGCCAACUAUGCAUUGCUGGAAGUAUCUUGAGUUUCACACAAGUUAGGUGAUGUGUUGUUUGUAUAUCACCUGAGAAAUGGUCUACCAAAUCAUAUUGUUCAAGGAUUAUGUCGAAUGCAAUCCAGAAACUGUUGUAUAGCCUAUUGUUUAUUGGUUAUAUCUUCAAAAUGUUGCCGUAACUACCAGACAGACUACAUUAAAUUGCUCAGGAUUGGAGGAAACUGUACUCUUAAGUUUAUCCUUGAAGCUCAUGAUUUACUAUAUUGACCCAUGCACAAGGCAUGUUUCUGGUGGAUUUUCACUAUGAACAAAUCACGAUAUGGAGUUUUUGGAAAUAAUGAAUGAUCGUGAAACCAAAGGUGGCAAUUCUACUAUAUUUCUUGUGUUGAUGGUGCUUAUAGAGCUGUGAUUUUUAAUGUUUAUUAUUUAUUUAGAGUUGGCUUUUGGAAUGUUAUUGUCGAAGUUGAAAUGGGAAUUUGGGUCAUUCAGUCGGCAAUUGGUCUCUGGUCCUGCUGUCUUGUAUUUUCUUUUAAUGCUAGUAACUUUGUGUACAAAUAGUCUAUCUUAUCUUUUUGAAUGUGUUUUCUGUAAUGUAAAUUGUUUAAUGUUAGUAUAGUCACAGUUUUUUGCA
Molecule: messenger RNA, 3019 nt
Organism: Glycine soja
Lineage: Eukaryota; Viridiplantae; Streptophyta; Magnoliopsida; Fabales; Fabaceae
Exons: 3
Coding region: 72-1925 (617 amino acids)
Biological process (GO): regulation of gene expression
Cellular component (GO): peroxisome
Molecular function (GO): RNA nuclease activity
Source: RefSeq, a predicted model, not a curated record